AUGGCUCAUAUUUUGAUAAAAGAUCUCACCAUGCAGGCCUUUGUUGGUAUUCGCGAAGAGGAAUUUCGCAAUCCUCAAACUGUUGUAUUAUCCCUAAAAAUAUUUACAGAUAUUAAUUUAGCACGGCAAAAGGAUGAUAUUCACUAUACUCUGAACUAUGUCAAGGUGAUUGAGGAAAUUAGAUUAAUAGUUAAAAGACAACACCAUAAAUUAUUGGAAUAUCUUGGGGGUGAUAUUAUCUCUCAUCUCUUUGCUUCGUUUGAUGCAAUCCAACAUAUUGAGCUAAAAGUAAUAAAACCGAAGGUUGUUCCCGAUACAAAAGAAGUCGGUGUUUUAAUCAGUCAAGAUCGAAGCUCAUAUGAAGCGCAGUGA
This is a messenger RNA of Trichoplax adhaerens, 372 nucleotides long. RefSeq lists its product as uncharacterized. Gene Ontology annotation, biological process: folic acid-containing compound metabolic process. The transcript has a single exon. Gene Ontology annotation, molecular function: dihydroneopterin aldolase activity. Lineage: Eukaryota; Metazoa; Placozoa; Uniplacotomia; Trichoplacea; Trichoplacidae. The record is from RefSeq and is a predicted model, not a curated record. Gene Ontology annotation, cellular component: cytoplasm. Bases 1 to 372 code for a protein of 123 amino acids.